AUGGCAUCGCUUGAGGAGGAUGAGGACCGCGACCUGGCAGGCUCCCAGGACGGCAGCUCCGACAAUGAGAUGGAAGAUGCUAUGCGUGACAUGGAUGACGGGGAAGGAGACAACGAGCCGGAUGCCGAUGCCGAUGCCGACCAAGAUCAGGACCAGGACCAGGACCAGGACCAGGACCAAGAACCAGACAGCCCUUCAAAUGCCAGCCAGGCUUCAGAUGGUGCGGGUUUAGCUUCUCAGCCCAACCAAGAUACCACCAACAUGACGUCCCCCGGAAAUGCAGAGAACUCCACGCUGGAGUCAUUCUCCAUUUACCAUCCAAGCGUUCGCCCGGAGUGCCUUACAGCCAAAACCUACGACAUUGUCCCUACCACGGCCGCGCCUCAUAGUACUUCCAUCAACGCCGUGACCGCGACGGCAGACAUGCGCUGGGUAUUUAGUGGAGGCUCUGAUGGAUACGUGCGCAAGUUCAACUGGGCAGAUUCAAUCAACAGUAAGCUUAUGUUGACGGUUGCGCAACGCCAUCCUUUUGUGGAUAGCGUAGUGAAAGCUGGAGUCUACAUGACUUACUGGGAAAACAUGGACGGAAACAAUCUAUCGCCGGUCUAUUCUUUGGCAUGUCAAAGCGAAGGCAUGUGGCUGCUUGCGGGCCUGGAGUCUGGGACAAUCCGAUUACAGACCCUUCGCCACGACGAAAGCAAGGACAUAGCGCUACUUCGACAACAUACAUCGGCCGUCUCAUCGUUAAGCCUGACAUCCGAUGAGCAAUCUCUGUUGUCGGGAAGCUGGGAUAAACGGGUCUUCGAUUGGGACUUGAAUACUGGGCAGGCCCGCCGCGCAUUUGGGGGAAGUGCUGGUCAGAUCUCUACUGUGCAAAUUCGACCAGAAUCUUCCCUGCCCAUUCCAUCCGAUACGAUUGAUUUCUCGCAAACAAACGGUACCUACUCGUCCAAUUAUGAAGCGAGCGGUACAGAUAACUUUAAUGCCAUGGACACCACUCAAGAUGCUGGAGAAGCAGGCGCCCCUGAGAACCCGCAGGCGGGUUCCCCGACAGAUUCCUUGUUUGGAGGCGCAGAUUCUCUAUUUGGAGAUGCAGAUGGUGGGGCAGCAGAUGGCAACGAACCGUCUGGAGGUGUAUUUGGAGUCGACGAAGAUGACGAGUUUGGCCGUGCCCUUGCAAAUGGCGUUCUGGCCGAUGCUGGCGCGCCUAGCGAAAUGGAUACCAACAUGCCUCAGGCUGAUUCCGCGUCACAGAUGCAGGCCGCACCCACAGAUACAAACGCCAACCCCGAUGCAUCCAAUGUGACACAAGAUCCGACGAGCAAUAUUCCGCCCGUCGCGUCUGAACCCUUGGUCAACGGCCUUCCAAAGGCCGAGGACUUGGAAGCACAGUCAUCCGGCUAUGAUAUCUCGCAGGCUAUGCAGACAGAGCAGACGCCUGGAUCUGACACUACAUUCUUGGCUGCAUCUAUGGACGGUACAAUUCGGGUAUGGGAUCGACGACAGCCCGAUCCAGUGGCUCGAAUCACCCCUCGCAAUGUUCCACCCUGGUGUAUGAAUGCAUGCUGGUCUCCAGAUGGAAACUAUAUAUAUGCGGGACGAAGAAACGGCACGGUGGAGGAAUACAGCCUCCAUAAAGGCCUCAGGGAAUCUGAACGAACCUUCAAGUUUCCGCAGGGAAGCGGCCCCGUCACAUCUCUCAAGGCUAUGCCGAAUGGCCGCCAUCUCGUCUGUGCAUCCCACGACAUCCUGCGACUCUACGACCUGAGACACGAGCAAUCUUCCCGACACUCAACCGUGCCGUUCUUGAUUAUUCCGGGCCACCGUACCGGAACUAUCUCCCAGCUUUAUGUGGACAAUGCCUGUCGCUACAUGAUCUCCACUAGUGGAAACCGUGGCUGGGAGGGGAAUAGCACUGAGGUUCUCCUGGGAUAUGAAAUUAGUGUUCCGCAAUGA
Penicillium cataractarum is the source of this 1956-nucleotide messenger RNA. RefSeq names its product WD40 repeat domain-containing protein. Gene Ontology annotation, cellular component: SAGA complex. Lineage: Eukaryota; Fungi; Ascomycota; Eurotiomycetes; Eurotiales; Aspergillaceae. Bases 1 to 1956 code for a protein of 651 amino acids. The record is from RefSeq and is a predicted model, not a curated record. Gene Ontology annotation, biological process: chromatin organization; regulation of transcription by RNA polymerase II. Gene Ontology annotation, molecular function: TBP-class protein binding; transcription coregulator activity. The transcript has 3 exons.